AUGUCUCGACCUAAUCCACAACAAGAGAACCAGCACCAGACUGGGUUCAGUGCUUCGAGGCAGCGGGAGUUCUUCAGGUAUGUCGUUUCCCGCGAGGUGUACUACUACCACCACCAGGAUACAACUGCGCAACAAUCCCCUGACGGCGCACGGGUUUGCUACAGAUACCUACCACCGACUCAUUUCCAAUCAAGUGUCCUAAAUCACGUUGGUCACGAUACAAAAACAACCGAUAUUGUCGCACGAUCGUCCAUGGACGCUGUCCUGACAGCAUUUGCCCAACUGGGAACUCUUCGAUUGGAUGCCAAACACGCCUUGAUUUCGCUUUUCGGUCAUAAUGAGGAACAUGUUCUGACAGAAGCGACUCGAACUCUCAGCCUACAGAACGACGCCGUUCACGUCGAUGAUGAUGCACUAUGGAUCGGCAGUUGCACCGUAUCAUACGGUCGCAGCCUUUGCAAAGCUGUCCUCAACUCCUCGCAAUUUACAGAAAAUCCGACCCAAUCGUUUGUUGUGCCGGAUCUUGCGAAAGACGAGGAUCUUUCAGGGCAUCAAGAUGUGGUCGGCUUUCCAAAUUUUCGAUUCUUGGCAUGCAGUCCGAUCGUCAGCCCAAAGGGAUUCGUGAUCGGUGCCUAUACGGUCCUGGACGACAAGCCGCAUGAACCACUCAGCGCCACACUGACAGCUUUCAUGGCCGAUAUCUCACAUACUGUCAUGGAUUACUUGGUCGCGACAAGGGCGAAAUAUCAACAUACUCGGAGUGAGCGCAUGAUGGUUGGACUAGGGAGCUUCCUUGAAGGGAAAGGCAGUUUACGAAACACGUGGAUUUCUGCGCAUGAAGAUAUAACUUCGUUUCCAAAGGAGGAGCACCUGGAAGGCCAUGUCAACCGGGAACAACAGGAAAUGCAAACCUUGGAUACUGUGGCUAAUGGGCUAUCGGCUGGUAAUUCCACCCAACUUUUGCCCCAUCGACGAAAGAAUUUCAAUAUCUCUGGAAAUCAAAAGGUUACAGCACAGAUGGACCAAGGCCAGUCAUCACUUGAUCCAGAGCAUAAAUCACAAUAUCACUUUCACGAGCGACCGCGCCGUGAGCGUGGACAUCGGGCUAAGACUGGUCGUAAAAGAUCUGGGAAUCGAUCACCGAAAGCCGAUUAUGUGACUCAAGUACAGGGCACAUUCUCACGUGCAGCCAAUAUCAUUCGCGAGAGUAUCGAAGUUGAGGCCACUGUGUUCUUCGAUGCCCAUUUUGCUUCCCAGGAUGCUCUGGUAAAUAUGUCAGCGGAUGAUUCGGGGAGCAGUAGCGUUGGAGGCUUUUCCUCAAGCGAUGAAGGUGGAAGCAUUGGAAUAUCUUCCCCUAAUGAAAGCCUUCCCAGUAUGGAAAACGAUGAAAAGGCAGGCCCUAGUGCAGUGAGUCCUUGCAAAAUACUUGGGUUUGCAACUUCAGAUCUAUCCAGCAUAAGCAAUGAGUCCAUGGGAGACCGGAAAAUCUCCUUGUCUGAGAAAUUUCUCGGUCACCUCCUACGCCGAUACCCGCAGGGUAAAAUCUUCAACUACGGCGAAGAUGGGUCGAUCUCGUCUGACGAUACCAGCGAUCAUAUAGUGACGCCGCUUGAUCAGCGUAUUGGCGGCCUACGAUACAAGAGAACACGCAUGACAAUCCUGCGUCAAGAUGCAGUGACACUAUUGCAAUUGGCACCUAAUGCCCGAAGUAUUAUUUUCUCGCCCCUAUGGGAUUCGCAUAAGGAGAGAUGGUAUUCAGGCUGUCUAUCCUGGACAAAAACCGCCCAUCGUGUUCUUACUUCGGACGACGAAUUGGCAUUCCUCUUUGCAUUCGGAAAUAGUGUCAUGGCAGAAGUCCACCGACUUGGCGCGCUGCUUGCCGAACGAGCCAAGUCAAAUCUCCUUGCAGGAAUCAGCCAUGAACUUCGGUCACCACUUCACGGAAUCUUUGGCACCAUAGAUAUCCUGAAUGACACUCCUAUGAAUGCUUUGCAGCGGGGGCUUAUGCAUACCAUCUCGUCAUGUGCAUUUACGCUUCUUGGUUCAAUUGAUCAGCUCUUGGAGUAUGCCAGCAUCAACGAUGUUCGACCAAACCCUCGCGGGAAAGAUCCCACCAAGCCUCUACCUGGACAAGAUUUGCGCCGCAACAGUAUUGACCAGAAUUCUAUUGUUCAAUUGGACGCUGCUGUUGAAGAUGCCAUUGAGACCGUCUUUGCAGGCUAUCACUCCAUGAGAAAAAGAGAAUCGGCCUCGUCUAACUCCGCUCACGCCCCUCUGGACAUCUAUACAAGAGUACGGGUUGUCCUCGACAUUGAAUCCACCCAGAAUCUCAGAUUCCUGACUCGACCCGGAGCGUGGCAUGUAAUCUUGACAAAUAUCUUUGGAAAUGCCAUGAAAUUCACCCAAACGGGGCUCAUCACAGUUUCCCUCAAAGCCGGUCCAGUGGCCAUUUCCCAUGAUGGCCAGGUCAAUAGCUCGACAAUUACUUUGGGCAUUGAAGACAGCGGUUGUGGCAUGGACAAAGAUUUCCUCGGGAAUAAAGUUUUCUCGGCCUUUUCUCAGGAGGACACAAUGUCUGCAGGCAAUGGUCUGGGCCUGAACAUCGUGCGCCGGAUAGUAUCUUCGCUGAACGGUGUAAUUCGAAUCACCUCCCAGAAGGGUCUUGGAACUCAUGUUGUGAUCACUAAUUUCCCUGAGCAUAUCAAAGACCUCGUUCAUGGAAAAACUAUUGGGAUUCUGGUUCCAGGUUCUUCAGAAGGCGAUAUGGCUCUUGGUCCCUCAUUGAUGAAACUGUGCCAAGAGUGGUUUUCAAUGAAAGCCGUUUUCAUUGAUUCCUUGCAUACAAAACCCGUUCAUUGCGAUAUCUUGAUUUCCCUUCAUGAAUCCUUAGAUAUAGGGAAUCACGAGAUCUUGCCUUCUGUCUCCACUCCGAGGGAACAAUACCCUUCACCCGUCAUCAUCAUCUGCUCAUCUCCGAGUACCGCACAUACCAUGUUUCUGGCCUCCCAGGAACGGAAGUAUACUGGAAUCCUUGAAUUCAUUAGCCAGCCAUGCGGACCGCGCAAGUUGGCAAAAGCACUGGAAACAUGCAUCCAGCGACAGCAACACCGCAAACAGGAACCGAAUACUUUCGAGACAUCUUUCUCUCAAGCAUUGUGUGCUGAUUCAGCAGAGAAACCUAUGGGAAAUGCAAUGAGCCAGCCAGUAUUGACUCAUACUGAACUUGGGCCUCUGACACCGGAAGUCCUCGAACGCUCUUCUCUCCUAACCUGCAGCCAUUGUAACAUUCGAGGUCAUCUUCCACCACUCCACGAGUACUCUUCUCAAGAAACUGAAAAUGGUUCAUCGACGAGUAUUCUACUUGUCGAUGAUAACGAUAUCAACAUCAGACUUCUGGUAGCGUUCAUGCAAAAGUUGAAAUUUGACUACCUGAUUGCGAGAAACGGCCAAGAAGCUCUGGACUCCUUCAAAGAAAACACCCAUAAAAUCCGUGUUAUUCUGAUGGAUAUCUCAAUGCCUGUCAUGGAUGGAAUUGAAGCUACACGAAGAAUUCGCGAGCACGAGCAAACGCUGCAGUCUCAAGAGCGGGUGAUGAUAGUUGCACUAACAGGUGUUGCCCAAGCCGAUGUGGAACGCGAUGCGAUAGGAUCUGGAAUGGAUACAUUCUUGACCAAACCUGUCCGAUUGGAUGUUCUAGGGCCAAUGAUCAGUCGAAGAAUACACGAAGCGCACUUGAUCUGA
This is a messenger RNA of Penicillium manginii, 3741 nucleotides long. Its product is annotated as hybrid sensor histidine kinase/response regulator. Bases 1 to 3741 code for a protein of 1246 amino acids. NCBI's taxonomy places the organism in Eukaryota, Fungi, Ascomycota, Eurotiomycetes, Eurotiales, Aspergillaceae. Gene Ontology annotation, biological process: phosphorelay signal transduction system; phosphorylation. The record is from RefSeq and is a predicted model, not a curated record. The transcript has 3 exons. Gene Ontology annotation, molecular function: phosphorelay sensor kinase activity.